Heterocephalus glaber (naked mole-rat) is the source of this 294-nucleotide messenger RNA. The record is from RefSeq and is a predicted model, not a curated record. Lineage: Eukaryota; Metazoa; Chordata; Mammalia; Rodentia; Bathyergidae.
AUGCCCUGCCAGCAGAACCAGCAGCAGUGCCAGCUUCCUCCCAAGUGUCCCCCUCCCAAGCGCUCCCCUAAGUGUUCCCCUAAGAGUGCCCCCAAGUGCCCAGCCCCAUGCCCACCUCCGGUCUCUUCAUGCUGUGGCUCCAGCUCUGGAGGCUGCUGCAGCUCUGGAGGUGAGGGCUGCUGCCUGAGCCACCACAGGCCCCGUGGCAGUAACUGUACCUGCAGCAGUGAUUGCAACCGCUACAACAGACAACAGUCUGGGGGCUCUGGCUGCUGCUCCUCCGGAGGCUGCUGA